Molecule: messenger RNA, 2045 nt
Organism: Thlaspi arvense
Lineage: Eukaryota; Viridiplantae; Streptophyta; Magnoliopsida; Brassicales; Brassicaceae
Source: the annotation of a GenBank genome assembly
UGUAGAUAGCCGGGUCGGAUAUAGAACCCGUAUUGAAUUGGGUCGGACAGUAAAUCAUCAUCGUCAAAGAUGUUUAUCUUCUUCUUCUAUAUAUAACGAUUGCUCUGACGGCUUUGAAUGGCCGUCACUUUCAUUGCUUUCUCUUCUUCUCCUUUCCUCUUCCUUCGUCUUCCUCAGUCACAGCUCCUUACUGUUCAUCAAAAGCCAAAGCCAUCAUGACUCACAAUCUCGGCCUCACUAAACCCAACUCCACUGAGCUUCCCAAGAUCUCGUUCGCUGCGAAGGAGAUCGAUGUAACGGAGUGGAAAGGAGACAUACUCUUCGUCGGUGUGACUGAGAAAGAUUUAGCGAAAGACGAUCAUUCAAAGUUUGAGAAUCCGAUAUUGAACAAGCUCGAUGCUCACACUAGUGGACUUUUAGCUUUAGUCUCUUCCGAGGAAGACUUCACCGGGAAACCUGGUCAGUCAACGGUUCUUAGGCUUUCCGGUUUAGGAUCGAAACGGAUCGGUUUAAUCGGUCUCGGAAAAUCCGUUUCUUUUCCGGCGGCUUUUCAGAGCCUCGGUGAAGCUGUUGCUACAGUGUCGAAAGCUUCUCAAUCUAGCAGCGUCGCUAUUUUGCUUGCCUCCCCUGAGAUCGAAUCCAAGCUUACUUCUGCAUCAGCUAUAGCUUCAGGCGUAGUGCUCGGUUUGUUCGAAGAUGUGAGGUAUAGAUCUGAAUCAAAGAAGCCAUCUUUGAAAUCUGUGGAUAUCAUUGGAUUCGGAACUGGACCUGAGCUAGAGAAGAAGCUCAAGUAUGCUGAAGAUGUUUCUUACGGCGUGAUUUUCGGGAGAGAGCUCAUUAAUUCUCCUGCCAAUGUGCUUACUCCUGCUGUACUAGCUGAGGAAGCAGCGAAAGUGGCUUCUACCUACAGUGAUGUCUUCACUGCGAACAUCUUGAACGAGGAGCAAUGCAGAGAGUUGAAGAUGGGAUCUUAUCUAGCUGUUGCUGCUGCGUCUGCUAAUCCUCCUUUCUUCAUCCACCUUGUUUACAAACCUUCGAGUGGCUCCGUUACGAAAAAACUUGCUCUUGUUGGAAAAGGAUUGACCUUUGACAGUGGUGGCUACAACAUUAAGACUGGACCUGGCUGCUCAAUUGAGCUCAUGAAAUUCGACAUGGGCGGUUCAGCUGCGGUUCUUGGUGCUGCUAAGGCCAUUGGUGAGAUUAAGCCUCCUGGUGUUGAGGUUCAUUUCAUCGUUGCAGCCUGUGAGAAUAUGAUUAGUGGAACUGGAAUGAGACCUGGAGAUGUCAUCACAGCCUCGAACGGCAAGACCAUUGAGGUCAACAACACAGAUGCUGAAGGUCGUCUAACACUUGCAGAUGCUCUAGUGUAUGCUUGUAACCAAGGCGUCGACAAGAUAGUUGACCUUGCUACGUUGACCGGAGCCUGCGUUAUUGCUCUUGGAACAUCAAUGGCAGGGAUCUACACACCUAGCGACGAGCUUGCAAAGGAAGUGAUAGCUGCAUCGGAGAAGAGUGGAGAGAAGCUGUGGAGGAUGCCAUUAGAAGAGAGCUAUUGGGAGAUGAUGAAGUCUGGAGUUGCUGAUAUGGUCAACACAGGCGGGCGUGCGGGAGGCUCAAUCACAGCAGCUCUCUUCUUGAAACAGUUUGUGAGCGAGAAGGUGCAAUGGAUGCAUAUAGAUAUGGCUGGACCGGUUUGGAACGAGAAGAAGAAGUCUGGGACUGGGUACAAGAUGCAGAGCAUGCUUCCUAUGGCUAGUGAGACCAGGAGCCUCUUCAAUGCUCACUUCCUCCACCAGUUUCCAAUCAAAAUGCCUUUGAUCUUGGAUUUGGACAUUACCUCUCUUGGAAUAAGAAUCGGACUCGGUGCGUGUAGCCUCCAAGUCUCCUUGAUCACCAUUUUCAUGUACUCUAGAUCAUUGUACAUCACUUUGCUUUUGUCUCCUAUAUGUUCACUGAUCUCGAUUUGUACUUUCUUCAUCACUCUUGGGUGUCUUGCAAUCUCUGCCAUUGCUGAGUCUCAAGUCGUGCCUGAUAACCAUAUUUGA